Molecule: messenger RNA, 8523 nt
Organism: Mauremys mutica (yellowpond turtle)
Lineage: Eukaryota; Metazoa; Chordata; Testudines; Geoemydidae
Gene: SBF1
Product: SET binding factor 1
Exons: 43
Coding region: 143-6013 (1956 amino acids)
Source: RefSeq, a predicted model, not a curated record
CUGAGGGAAGAUGGCGGCGGCUGGGGCUCGGCGCCGCCGGGUUGAGUCGGACGUGGGGGCGGCCGCUCUGGCCGGGGUAUGAGCCGCCCGGCUCCGCCCCAGCGCCCGCGUCUCGCUGCUCCCGGCUCGGCCAGGCCUCGCCAUGGCCCGGCUGGCGGAUUACUUCGUGCUGGUGGGCUACGAGCUGGACAAGCGCGGGAGCAGGGAUGGCCAGGGGCAGAUACUCCAGCGCUUCCCGGAGAAGGACUGGGAGGAUAACCCCUUCCCACAGGGCAUUGAACUGUUUUGUCAGCCGAGCGGUUGGCAGCUCUUCACCGAGCGGAAUCCCCCCACCUUCUUCGUCGCUGUGCUGACGGACAUCAGCUCCGAGCGGCAUUACUGCGCCUGCUUCACUUUCUGGGAGGCUGUCGAGAGUGCCCAGUCUCAGAGCCACUCAAGGAAUGGUGAGGAGGAGGAAGAGGAGUCGUCAUCCCUCGUCCAGCCUGCGCAGCUCUUUGCUCCUAAGAGUUUGGUGCUAGUGUCACGACUGGACCAUACUGAGGUUUUCCGGAACAGCCUGGGUUUGAUUUACACCAUCUACGUGGACGGGCUGAGCGCAUCGCUGGAGAACGUCGUUGGCAACCUCUUGACAUGUACCAUCCCCAUUACAGGGGGAGCUCAGAGGACGAUCUCUCUAGGGGCUGGCGACAGGCAGGUGAUCCAGACGCCCAUCAAUGACUCUCUCCCCGUCAGCAGCUGCAGCGUAGCACUGCUCUUCCGGCAGCUCGGGAUCACCAACGUGUUGUGUCUCUUCUGUGCUGCACUCACCGAACACAAGAUCCUGUUUCUCUCCAGCAGUUAUCAGAGACUCACAGACGGCUGCCGGGCCCUGCUUGCGCUCAUGUUCCCCCUCAAGUACAGUUUCACGUACGUGCCCAUCUUACCUGCACAGCUCCUUGAGGUGCUCAGCACUCCCACGCCCUUCAUCAUUGGCGUCAGCUCCAUCUUCCAGUCGGAGACGCAGGAACUGUUGGAUGUCGUCAUAGCAGAUCUGGAUGGUGGGACGGUGACCAUCCCAGAGUGCAUUCACAUCUCCCUGCUGCCUGAGCCACUGCUCCAUCAGACACGAGAAGCCCUCUCCAUGAUCUUGGACCCUGAGCUGGAGGUAGCAGACUUAGCAUUCCCCCCAUCAACCGUCUCUGCCUCCUCCCUCAAAAUGCAGGACAAGGAGAUCCGAGCUGUCUUCCUCCGUUUGUUUGCACAGCUGCUGCAGGGCUACCGCUGGUGCCUGCACAUCAUCCGAAUCCACCCAGAGCCAGUCAUCCGCUUCCACAAGGCAGCCUUCCUCGGUCAGAGGGGGCUGGUGGAGGAUGACUUCCUCACCAAGGUCCUGGAGGGCAUGGCGUUCGCUGGCUUCGUGACCGAGAGGGGCGCCCCAUACCGAGCAAUUGACCUGUUUGAUGAGCUGGUCGCCUAUGAAGUGAAGCGGAUGCGUGCCGAGGAGGGGAGCAAGCAGAAAAUACUGCGGCACAUCAAGGAGCUGGCAGAGCAGCUCUAUAAAAAUGAGAACCCGUACCCCGCAGUGACAAUGCACAAGGUGCAGAAGCCCACAGAUGGCUGCCACCUGCGCCUACACCAGAGGCCUUUUCCCCGCUUGGACGAGGGGACAGUCCAGUGGAUCAUCGACCAGGCCACUGCCAAGCUGCAGACAGCCCCGCCGGCGGUGAAGGCGGAGAAGAAGUGUAUGGUGCCAUCGGGACCUCCCAUUGCUGCCAUCAUGGAGCGCAAUGGCAGUGCCCUGGCCAACAGCGCCCGCCGCCUGGAGGUGGUCAGGAACUGCAUCUCCUACGUCUUCGAGAACAAGAUGCUAGAAGCCAAAAAGCUGCUUCCAGCUGUGCUAAGGGCCAUGAAGGGCCGAGCAGCCAGACACUGCCUGACUCAGGAGUUGAACCUGCAUGUGCAGCAGAACAGAGCCGUACUGGACCACCAACAAUUCGACUUCAUUGUCCGCGUGAUGAACUGCUGUUUACAGGACUGCACUGCCAUGGAUGAGCAUGGGAUUGCAGCAGCACUUUUGCCACUAGUCACUGCUUUCUGCCGAAAACUGAGCCCGGGCAUCACGCAGUUUGCCUACAGCUGUGUGCAGGAACACGUCGUGUGGACCAACAUCCAGUUCUGGGAGGCCAUGUUCUACUGCGACGUGCAGAACCACAUCCGAGCCCUGUACCUGGAGAGCAAUGAGGAGAACCACUUGGAUGAGGACGGCAAGGAGGGGCCUCAGGAAGAGAAAUCUGCCCUGGAGAUUGCGUCGGAGCAGCGGAGGCUGUGGCCUACCAUGAGCCGAGAGAAGCAGCAGGAGCUGAUCCAGAAGGAGGAGAGCACGGUCUUCAGCCAGGCCAUCCACUACGCCAACCGCAUGAGCUACCUGCUGCUGCCCCUCGACACCAGCAAGAACCGGCUGCUGCGCAGCUCGGGGCUGGGCGACGUGGAGAGCGUCAGCAACAGCUUUGUCACCAACAGCAUUGCCGGCAGCGUGGCCGAAAGCUACGACACGGAAAGUGGGUUUGAGGAUGCCGAGAGCUCCGACGUGGCCAACUACGUGGUACGCUUCAUCAACCGCUUCGUGGACAAGGUGUGCACGGAGAGCGGCGUCACCAACGAGCACCUGAAGGGGCUGCACAUCAUGAUCCCUGACAUCGUGCAGAUGCACAUAGAGACACUGGAUGCUGUGCACAGGGAGAGCAAGAGGCUCCCUCCUAUUCAGAAGCCCAAGCUGCUACGCCCCAGCCUGCUGGUGGGCGAGGAGUGUGUCAUGGAAGGGCUCCGCGUGUACCUCAUGCCUGACGGACGUGAAGAAGCUUCCGGAGGCAAUAUUGGGGGCCCCCCACUGCUUCCUGCCGAAGGAGCCAUCUUCCUCACCACUUACCGCAUCGUUUUCAAGGGCACCCCCACAGACCCGCUGGUGGGGGAGCAGGUUGUGGUCCGGUCCUUCCCCAUUGCCUCGUUGACCAAAGAGAAGAAGAUCAGCGUCCAGCCCCAGGUGGAUCAGCUCAUCCAGAAAGAGAAGAAGAUCAGCGUCCCAGCCCAGGUGGAUCAGCUCAUCCAGGAGGUGCUGCAGCUGCGCUCGUGCACAUUCCAGCUGCUGCGGAUCGCCUUUGACGAGGAGGUGGCUUCAGAGAGCGCCGAGGUCUUCAGGAAGCACCUGCACAAGCUGCGCUAUCCCCAGCAUGUACGUGGCACCUUCGCCUUCACCGUGGGCCAGUCACCCAAGCAAGCCAUGCAGCCCAAGGCCAAGGAGAAAAACCCCUCACUCAGCUCCCAGCAGGUGACCGAUAUGUUCCAGGGCCUGGCAGUGGGUGUCAUAUCCCUCGGGCACCUUGGCCAUUCAUCCACGACACUUUCCAAGAACCUGAUGAAGAAUGCCAAGAAGACCAUUGGCCGACCGUACGUGACCCGCAAGAAGUACACGCCGCCUACCUGGGAGCAGCGCAGCAGUCAGCACUUCCAGGAGGAUGACGAGGAUGAAAUCUCAGUGUCUGAAGAGAUAGACAGGAGCACCCUGACCCCCUCCACUAUCAUCAAACCUUCAGACAAGAUGACCAUGAGCCACCUAGUAGAGCGAGCCUGCUGCCGUGACUACCAGAGGAUGGGGCUGGGCACGCUGAGUAACAGCCUCACCCGCUCCAAGAACGAGCCCUUCCGCAUCUCCACGGUGAACCGCAUGUACGCCAUCUGCCGGAGUUACCCGGGGCUGCUGAUCGUCCCGCAGAGCAUCCAGGACAACACCAUCCAGAGGAUCUCACGCUGCUACCGCCAGAGCCGCUUCCCCGUCGUCUGCUGGAGGAACUCCCGCACCAAGGCCGUGCUGCUGAGGUCGGGGGGGCUGCACGGCAAGGGUGUCGUGGGCCUUUUCAAGUCGCAGAACGCCCCUACCGCAGGCCAGUCGCAAACGGACUCCACCAGCCUGGAGCAGGAGAAGUACCUGCAGGCAGUGAUCAACUCCAUGCCGCACUAUGCUGACGCCAGCGGGCGCAAUACGCUCAGCGGCUUCACCUCUGCGCACAUGAGCAGCGCAGAUUCUUCCGACAAGAGGCAGCCCAAGCUGGGAUCGCUCAUGAAGCAGGUGAUGGGAGGGAAGGACGAUGGGCCAGGCACUAUUAGCCGAGGAGCGCUAGGUCCCAGAGCUAGGGUGGUCACUCUGUCCACCCCCAAGGGUGCAUCGGUGAAGGGCCGUGAAAGUCCCCGAGGCAAGUGGGGCAGCAUCCGGGCCAGCGGGCGCAUGAGCAACUACGUCUUGAACAUGGAGAUCGGGUCCCGCCUGGCAGGGAAGGACCUGCUGAGCGCUCAGCACAAUGGGGCCCCCUCUGAGGCCAGCUUCCUGCGCCAGCACCGGGCCUCCCUCUACAUCAUUGGGGACAAGUCGCAGCUGAAGGGAGUGAAGCCAGACCCGCUGCAGCACUGGGAGGUGGUGCCCAUCGAGGUGUUUGACGUGCGGCAGGUGAAGGCCAGUUUCAAAAAGCUGAUGAAGGCCUGCGUGCCCGGCAGCCCCUCCACAGACCCCAGCCUCGCCUAUCUGCGGACCCUGGAGGAGUCCGAAUGGCUGUCCCAGAUCCACAAGAUCCUGCAGAUCUCGGUGCUGGUGGUGGAGCUGCUGGAUACGGGUUCCUCUGUGCUGGUCAGUUUGGAGGAUGGCUGGGAUAUCACCACGCAGGUGGUGUCCCUGGUGCAGCUGCUGUCAGACCCCUACUACCGGACGAUGGAGGGCUUCCGGCUCCUCGUCGAGAAGGAGUGGCUGUCCUUCGGGCACCGCUUCAGUCACCGCGGAGCCCAGACCCUCGCUGGUCAGGGCAGCGGCUUCGCUCCUGUCUUCCUGCAGUUCCUGGACUGUGUCCAUCAGAUCCACCUCCAGUUCCCCAUGGAGUUUGAGUUCACCCAGUACUACCUGAAGUUCCUCAGCUACCACUACGUCUCCAAUCGGUUCCGCACCUUCCUGCUGGACUCGGACUACGAGCGGAUCGAGCUGGGCCUCCUGUAUGAAGAGAAGGGCGAGCGGAAGAGCCAGCAGGUCUACAAGUCCAUCUGGGAGUACAUCGACCGGCUGAACAAGAAAACCCCCGUCUUCUUCAACUACAUGUACGCCCCCGAGGAUGGGGAGGUGCUGAGGCCGUACAGUAACAUCUCCAACCUGAAGGUGUGGGACUACUACACCCAGGAGGUCCUGUCCGAGGGCCCCUCCUACGACUGGGAGCUGGUGCAGGGGCAGCCGGAGCACGUGGAGGAGGUGGAUCGGCAGGACUCCAGUGCUCCGCAGACCAAGCGCAAAAUCAUCUGGCCGUGCUACGACAACCGCAGCCGAGUGGAGCCCGACGCCAUCUCCAAGCUGCUGGAGGAGCUGCACAACCUGGAGGCGGAGCUGGGCCAGGUGCCGGAGCGCUGGAAGGACACGUGGGACAAGGUCAAAGCCUCCCAGCGCACAGAGGCCCGGCAGGAGGCCAGCAGGAUGGCGUCCAGUUCCCUUCUGAUGUCCUCCAGCCUGUUGCCCCACCGGCGCUCGCUGGGGGUCUACCUGCAGGAGAGCAGCGUGGGCUCCACCCUGAACCUCAGCCUGGACAGCGACACCAGCAGCACCUCCACCCCGUCCAGCGGGAAGCAGGGGGGCCGCAAGAGCACCAGCAACCUCUACAGCCAGUUCCAGAUGUCGGAGAGCGAGAACAGGUCCUACGAGGGGACUCUCUACAAGAAAGGAGCCUUCAUGAAGCCCUGGAAGCCCCGCUGGUUCGUGCUGGAUAAAACCAAACAUCAGCUGCGGUACUAUGACAACCGGAUGGACACGGAGUGCAAAGGGAUCAUUGACCUGGCAGAAGUGGAGUCCAUCACCCCCGGCACCCCCACCAUGGGGGCCCCCAAGACAGUGGAGGAGAAGGCCUUCUUUGACCUGAAGACGACGAAACGAGUUUACAAUUUCUGUGCCCAGGACGUGCAGCUGGCCCAGCAGUGGAUCGACCGCAUCCAGAGCUGCUUGUCGGACGCGUGAGACUGGCUCAGCAGCAGCCCCCGUUCCAGGCACGGAGUCCCCCGGGCCCCGGUGCAUGAAGCAGAGGCAAUGCCCAGGGUUAGCACCUGAGCUGGCCCAGGUCUGACUGACUGAGGAGGAGGAGGCCAGAGGCCUUACUCUCCCGCACUGCCAGGGGCACGUCGUACUGGAAGCCCCAGGCCCCCUGCGUGCUCAAGGACAGUAGCAGGGGUCAGGGCAGGAUCAGUCUGUUACACUAUGGUAGGAACUGUCCAGCGCAGGAACUAAUUGCAUUGAAAUGUCAGGCUAGGGGCAGUGGGGAUCUAUUCUUACAACCCCACUAAGCCUGUCUGAGCCACAUCAUUACCGGCUCCCACCCCCAGCAGGACACGGGCCUGGGGUCCCGGCUCCCACCCCCGGCAGGACACGGGCCUGGGGUCCCGGCUCCCACCCCCGGCAGGACACGGGCCUGGGGUCCCGGGUCCCACCCCCAGCAGGACACGGGCCUGGGGUCCUGGCUCCCACCCCUGGCAGGACACGGGCCUGGGGUCCCGGGUCCCACCCCCAGCAGGACACGGGCCUGGGGUCCUGGCUCCCACCCCUGGCAGGACACGGGCCUGGGGUCCCUGGCUGGGCACGGCGUUUGUCUGAGCAGUGCUCUGGUUCUCUUGCGAAUGCUGCUGUGGGGUUUUACUGGCCCUUUGCUGGGAGAGGCUCCAGGAGGUGCUGUGCAUUGAUCAACCCCCUCGCUCCCCCCCACCAUUGGGGAGCAGCCUGAGCUUUCCCUGGUUACCCCUCUGCACCCCCAGGAGCUUCCUGUGAACUUGCACGUCCAGCCUGUAAAUCCAAGUGGACCUGCCGCCAGCCCCUUGGGGCACUUGGCCCAGGCCCUCUGGGCUCUGGCCCAGCCCUUCUGAGUGGCACUAGGCCGGGGUCCUGAGCUCAGGGUUCGCCUGGACAGCAAGGCCAGAGGAGAGCUCCAUGGACAUUGGGCCAAGAGGACUGGGACCAUCCUGCUCACCCCAUGUCCAGCAACUGGGCCAUGUUCCUCCCUGGGGCUGGCUCAGUGUCUGCCCAAGAGUAUUGCCCCGAUGAGCUGCUCGGGGGUGGGGGGGAGAGGGGCCUGCUCCGGUGGGACGGGUGGUGUCUCAUUAGCAGUAUUGUAGCUUUAGAGUCAGCUCCUCUUUUGGUCUGCCCGUGGCAGGGGAGGGGGAGACUGAGGACUGGGACCUGCUUAUAUUCUUGGUCCCACCCCCUGGGAAACCUGUGCUCACUCAGGCUGCGGGGAGCAGGUUCCCCUGACGUGGCACCAGGGCAUCCGGCCGUGUAGCUGCCCCGCUGCAGGCUGGAUUGCUCUGGCACAGCCCUGGAGCCCCCAUCCCUCUCCCUGCAGUGGCUGGGGCGUGGGGCUGGGCUCCUGCUCCCAGAGAGGUUCCCUGGGGUGAGUUGUAGAACAGGAUAACAAGGCCAGUCACAGGAGCAGUGUGGAUGAGCCCCUCACCUACCAGCCAUGCUGCCCCAGGGAGUGAAGUGGCCAGAGCUUGGAGAUCACAGCACAGAACUGCAGCCUUUUCUCUGUCAGCUCUCUCGGGGCUCUCCCCAGCUUAUGCUUGGAUGCCCAGCCCCUGGGCUCGCAGCGGCAAGUCUCCAUGCAGCCACUGUCCGCCAGCCGCAGAGUAAGGCCUCUGCUUUGAGCUGGGACGGCAGGGAGCUCUUCACUGCCAUUGUGCUGUGGGGGCAACCUCAGCUCCUUGAGAUCCCCACUGUGCUGGGGUGUUCAGGGCUCAGCUCCUGACCCCCUGAAUUGUGUACCAGGGACAAACGUGUACUUUAGCCCCCGCUCUAGCACUUCCACUGAGCCCAGACCUGCUGCCCUCCCCAGCCUGCUUAUUGCUGUAACUUAUUGUCAGUGCAAAGGUGGAAUCAUGAGACUGAGGCGAUGGCAUCUCUGGUACAGAAACAAAUCCCCUGUAUGCUCCCCCCGGUUUGCACCUUGGCAAGCUUAGCCCCCAGCAGCUCACAGGCUAGAGCCGUGUGCUCGUCCCAAAACCCAGCGGGCACCUGUGUGUGGUCCCUUGGGGCCAAGGAGCUGCCUGUUGACAUGAGACCGUUCCUGGCCUCGGUAGCACUCCAACACCCCCCCCCCCCUUUCGCUUAGAGUUCACCAGCUUCCUGCUGUUGCCCCUUGGGCCUGGGACCUGCCCUUUCCCGCCCGCUGCGCAGAGCCAAGGUGGCUGACGGUUCUACCUGUCUUGUUUUUAAAGGAGUACAAUGUUUUAUUUCAGUGCAGAGCUCUUUGUACAGUCUUAACCCCCAGGGUCCCCUCUUCCUUUUCCUGUAUGAUAAUGGCGGUGGCAGGUAGCUGGUGCAACAGGGAGGUUUUUGUAACUUCCCGGAGCAGUUGUAGAUUAUUGAAGUUUCUGUACAUUGUGUCAAACAUACAGAGUCCUUGUAUUGUAUUGUGCCUAGAGGGAAAAUGUUAUAUAAAGAGAAAACUAACUGAAUUUAAUAAAAAAUUAAUAUGCACAUUC